Oncorhynchus keta (chum salmon) is the source of this 399-nucleotide messenger RNA. RefSeq names its product acanthoscurrin-2-like. The transcript has a single exon. The coding region runs from base 1 to 399 and encodes 132 amino acids. The record is from RefSeq and is a predicted model, not a curated record. Lineage: Eukaryota; Metazoa; Chordata; Actinopteri; Salmoniformes; Salmonidae.
AUGGAGAGAAGGGGUAAGGGAGAUGGAGGUGUGGGGACGGGGGAGAUCAUGGAGAGAAAGGGUAAGGGAGAUGGAGGUGUGGGGACGGGGGAGAUCAUGGAGAGAAGGGGUAAGGGAGAUGGAGGUGUGGGGACGGGGGAGAUCAUGGAGAGAAGGGGUAAGGGAGAUGGAGGUGUGGGGACGGGGGAGAUCAUGGAGAGAAGGGGUAAGGGAGAUGGAGGUGUGGGGACGGGGGAGAUCAUGGAGAGAAGGGGUAAGGGAGAUGGAGGUGUGGGGACGGGGGGAGAUCAUGGAGAGAAGGGUAAGGGAGAUGGAGGUGUGGGGACGGGGAGAUCAUGGAGAGAAGGGGUAAGGGAGAUGGAGGUGUUGGGACGGGGAGAUCAUGGAGAGAAGGGGUAA